GUGCAGGGACCACGCCCAAGUUCAAAUCUGACGGGGCUGCAGCAGUCCACCUUGACCUCCCUCCCCUCGGUGGUAUCCUGGCGUGCUGGCGAGGGGGAGGGGCGUUGGUUCAGCUUCUCUCCGGUUUGGCUCCUGGUCGCAUGGCUCCGCCUCUAACUCCGCCUCCGCCUCUAGCUCCUCCCACUUCUACUCGCCGAUCGCCAGUGAGGACUCGUACCCUCGGCCAGUGCACGACGAGCCGCCGCUCAAGGCCAGAAGAUCCGAACCACGCCCAAAUCCUUACAAUGACUCACGGCCGCCCAUCCCUGCCGCCCACUCGAACCUUUCGAACGUCCACCCCGCCCAACCCACCGCCCACUUCCCGCCCACCGCCCACCCGACUGCACAUGCCGCCCACCAGAUGCCAUAUGCGCCUAAAGAGAGCGUGGGCGUGGGCGUGGGAGGCCUGUCCCCCCGGAAGGCUCUGAUUCAGGACGUGGUGCUGAAGGAGUCGACCCGCGCCUUCAGGUCCCACCCGCUCUUCCCGCUCCCUGAAGGACCUCUCCGUCGCUCGACUACUACUUCGAUAGGCUGCCUUCAAU
This is a messenger RNA of Penaeus vannamei (Pacific white shrimp), 581 nucleotides long. NCBI's taxonomy places the organism in Eukaryota, Metazoa, Arthropoda, Malacostraca, Decapoda, Penaeidae. The record is from RefSeq and is a predicted model, not a curated record.